This is a messenger RNA of Pecten maximus, 374 nucleotides long. Its product is annotated as putative surface-exposed virulence protein BigA. The record is from RefSeq and is a predicted model, not a curated record. The transcript has a single exon. The annotation marks the transcript as partial. Lineage: Eukaryota; Metazoa; Mollusca; Bivalvia; Pectinida; Pectinidae.
ACUCUCACCCCGAUGACAAACUAACACCCUCAGACUCUCACUCUGAUGACAAACUAACAACCUCAGACUCUCACUCUGAUGACAAACUAACAACCUCAGACUCUCAAUCUGAUGACAAACUAACAUCCUCAGACUCUCACCCUGAUGACAAACUAACACCCUCAGACUCUCACCCUGAUGACAAACUAACACCCUCAGACUCUCACCCCGAUGACAAAAUAACACCCUCAGACUCUCACCCUGAUGACAAACUAACACCCUCAGACUCUCACUCUGAUGACAAACUAACAACCUCAGACUCUCACUCUGAUGACAAACUAACAACCUCAGACUCUCAAUCUGAUGACAAACUAACACCCUCAGACUCUCAUUGA